ACGUACACACACUCGUCCCUUCCCUUCCCCUGCCUCCAUCUGCAAUCUUCCCUCCUCCUCCUCCCUUCGACGCUCUCCCCUUGCUUCUCGCGCACACUAACCAAUCCGAGCACCCGACGCCGCGGCCCCCGAUCGAAUCCACCGGAGCCGCCCGCCUGGGGCCCGCCCGCGCCAUUGCUCGAAUCGGGAGGCGUUCGUCCGCCCGCGCUGCUGCCCCGCACUCCCGCGCCGUGGCGGUGGCGUUGGCGGUAUGUAUGAUCGCUAGAGGGAGAGGAGGAGGAGGCGGCGGCAGCAGCGGUGGGGAUUAGGGCGGCGGUAGUGCUGGUGCCGGGAGGAGGAGGAGGAGGAGGCGUAGCCCAUGAAGGCGACGGCGCCGCCGGCAAAGCGGCGGAGGGGCCCGCGGCUGGCGGUGCUGGCGCUCGUGUUCUGUUCGCUGCUCGUGCCGAUCGCCUUCCUCUUCAACCGCUUCCCCGCCGUGUAUGUGACGGAUGAGCGCCCUCAGCAGGAGAUCGACUUGCCUUCUUCUCGCAAAGCGUUUGAAAGUGGUGGCUCUGUAAAUGAAGAUGUGUCCAAGAAGACUCCCGGGAGCAGUAGUGUGUCGCACCGUAAUAUUGAUAGUGACCCUUCCAUAGAUAGCUCUAAGCCAAAAGCUAUAGUUCUCCCGCCUCCAAAAAUUGAACAAGUAGUCCUCCCCCCUCCAAAAGUUGAACCCAAACCAGAAGUGAAGCCAGUACCAGUUCCAGUUCAUCAAAACCCAAAAAUUAACCCUGAGAAGAUUAAAAGGCCUCCCAGAGUUCAAAGUGCUGAUGAGGUGGAAAAGGCUAAGGCUUGUCAACUUGAGUUUGGGAGUUACUGUCUCUGGUCCAUAGAGCACAAAGAAGUUAUGAUAGAUACCAUUGUGAAAAGGCUGAAAGAUCAGCUAUUUGUAGCCCGAUCUUACUACCCAAGCAUUGCGAAGCUUAAAGGAAAGGAGACAUUGACUCGUGAACUGAAGCAAAAUAUUCAAGAGCAUGAGAGGGUUCUUAGUGAAUCCAUCGUGGAUGCUGAUCUACCAUCCUUUAUAAAAAUGAAGAUAGAGAGGAUGGACCAAUCAAUAGCAAGAGCCAAAUCAUGCACUGUGGAUUGUAACAAUGUUGACAGAAAGCUUCGUCAAAUUCUUCAUAUGACAGAGGAUGAAGCUCAUUUUCAUAUGAAGCAGAGUGCAUACCUAUACAACCUUGGUGUUCACACCAUGCCUAAAAGUCAUCAUUGUCUUAAUAUGAGGUUGACAGUAGAGUACUUUAAAUCCAUGCCAUUGGAUCCAAAUGACUCUUCUGCCCAUAAGUUUAACAUUCCAGACAAUAGGCACUAUGUUAUAUUGUCAAAAAAUGUCCUUGCUGCUUCUGUUGUCAUCAACUCAACUGUUAGUAGCUCUGAGGAUACUGAAAAUGUAGUCUUUCAUGUACUAACUGAUGCUCAAAAUUUUUAUGCCAUGAAGCACUGGUUUGCAAGAAACUCCUACAGGGAAUCAGCUGUCAAUGUCAUAAAUUAUGAACAAAUUAUUUUCGAGAAUUUUCCUGAGUUUGGAACCCAACAGUUAUAUUUGCCUGAGGAAUUUCGUGUUUUCAUCAGUAGCCUGGAGCGGCCUACUGAGAAGAGUAGAAUGGAGUAUUUAUCAGUGUUCAGUCACUCACAUUUCUUUCUUGCUGAAAUAUUCAAAGAUUUAAAGAAGGUAAUUGUGUUGGAUGAUGAUGUGGUUGUUCAACGUGAUAUUUCUUUCUUGUGGAAUCUUGAUAUGGGAGAUAAGGUCAAUGGUGCUGUCAGAUUUUGUGGUUUGAAACUUGGCCAACUGAAGAACCUUCUGGGUAGGACAAUGUACGAUCAACAGUCAUGUGCAUGGAUGUCUGGGGUUAAUGUGAUUGAUUUGGACAAAUGGAGAGAUCAUAAUGUUACAGAGAAUUACCUGCAACUCCUGAGAAAGUUUGGGAACAAUGAUGACGAGGCCUCUUUGCGAGCUUCCGCUUUGCCUAUAAGUUUGUUGUCGUUUCAGCAUCUUCUAUAUCCACUUGAUGAGAGAUUGACUUUAUCUGGACUUGGAUAUGACUAUGGAAUUAAAGAAGAAGUUGCUCAGAGUUCUGCUUCAUUGCAUUACAAUGGAAAUAUGAAACCUUGGCUUGAAUUGGGUAUACCAGAUUAUAGGAAGUACUGGAAGAGGUUUCUUACACGAGAUGAGAGAUUCAUGGAUGAGUGCAAUGUAAGUCCAUAGUGCACUAGAGCUUGGGAGCCGGAUCAUUUUUGACAGUAGAUUUCAGUCUACUGCUGUACUAUAUACUAAGAGGACCAACACUUCCGUUAAGAAAAGACCUGGGAAGCAGUCACUAGCCAUCAAUUUUGACAGAGUAGAUCCAGCACCAUCUGUUCAUUGAACUUGUGAGCUCGAUGGAUGGUUUUUUCUGCAGUUAGAGGAGUUUAGUGUUAAGUUUGAAGGAUAAUGCAGUAGACAACGUUGGUGUGGUGGUGAGGCUCCAGGUAAGAGGGAGCAUCACUCUCACGUAACAGGAAUGAUCAUUGGUGGAUUGAGGCGCCUUAAUUGAAAUUGGUGCCUUCCACCUCAUCGAUGCAGGUUAAUUCUUUUCUUUGUUGAUUUUUUGACCCCUCUUGCUUUGUCCUUCUGCCAAUAAGGACAUACACAGGUUAAAAUUCAAAUUCGUUGCUCUUAGUUGUUGCACAUUGAUUGUUCUAUCAUUAUUAUGUUGAUGCAAAGUAUAUUAUGAUGUCAGAGACUCAUCUCUUACAAAAACGAGAUUAACAACUGUUCUAUUUGGA
Molecule: messenger RNA, 2805 nt
Organism: Sorghum bicolor (sorghum)
Lineage: Eukaryota; Viridiplantae; Streptophyta; Magnoliopsida; Poales; Poaceae
Product: probable galacturonosyltransferase 7
Exons: 9
Coding region: 359-2245 (628 amino acids)
Molecular function (GO): polygalacturonate 4-alpha-galacturonosyltransferase activity
Source: RefSeq, a predicted model, not a curated record